CCCAGACUCAGACUAGACGUAGUCCACAUUCCGGCUCGACAUUACACUGCAUUGUCGUUGUUGGAUGAGGCUGGAAUUAACAAGGGGUUAGUUAGACUGCUAGAGUCAGAAUGUGUUGUGCUUGGACCAGUUGAGGAUCGGUAUUCACAUCAUAAUGAGUGGACGUGCUCUGAAUGGGGAGACAAAAAGAUGGACCAGGGAGGAAAGGGAGAAAAGAUGAUAUAUCAUGGCAGAGUCCGUGGGUCGUGGUUCUCUUUGUGAGCGUUUCUUGUUUUCCGUCCUGUUUCGCUGGGUCCUAUCACAUUCGCUCAUAUUACCACACACUCUCAUUCUCUCACCUGUCCCCAGGUUUUAACUUAUUAACAGACCCCGGUUCUCUUUUGUCCUACUUUACUAGGGACUGCACCCGACUGCGGCAAAUACCUUGUUCCCUGUUCCUGGUGCCGUACACUUCCUAGUGGUCGAGUGGCCACGGAAGUGCAGCUGUUACUGCCGACAGGCCGGGCCAUACAUAUAAUGUGCAGACGCAGGACCAAGCUCUAAGCCAAACCUGCAGAGAACCGGGACAUGCAAGGGCAUUCCCCGCUGUUUACUCUUAACAGGCUCUGGUGCAGAACGGCUAAUAUAUCUUGCGCAUUGGUAAAGAACACAGUGGGAGAGUUGAGCUGAGUUUAUCAAAGAACAAGAGGGUGUCAUUGGAUGAUAAGAGAAAGGCUAAGAAGUUGAGGCGGCAAGAAAAGAAGUGAAGAGAAGGGAACUCUGGGGGAUCUAAUAAAAGAAACAAGAGAAGGACAAGACAAGAGAUCAAAGACGGAGGCGAUAAUGAGCCACGCCUAAUUUCCCACAUUAGGCCCCAACGGAAGAAAGGAAGCGAAAGGAAGAAAGAAAGAGACAGGCAUUACAGGAGCAAGCAGUUUCAUUGUUCUUUGGAGGCUACUGAAUGGGCUACCGUUGAACACACAAAGACACGGCCCUGCACAGACAGACAGUGGCCCAACACUGCGAGAAUCAUCCCAUCUUCUUUCAGUCAAGAAGGGGAAAAAGGAAGAGAAGAGCCUAUUCUGAGGAGAGAAAAGGCCAGAAUAGCACACGAUCAUUGAUUCUAUCUUUAUUACUUCCUAUAUCUACCUCAUCAAGAAGUUGCGUCGUCUCCUCAGCUCAUCUCUCGGCCUCAAUCUCAACGACAUCGAGACCAGGGUACAGGGUCUACCACUUCCCGUUCGCUUGCCCGUCAGAGGAACCAAAGGAAAGGAAAGCAAAGCAAAGCAGAAGGAAAAGUCAAGCAAAAAUGACACAGGUCAUCUCUUUGGUUACGCCCUCCCAGGCUAUGACCCCGGCCCACUCCCCCAUGGAUUCUGGUGACUACGAUAGGCCGCGAGCCUUUCGUGCACUCCCCGACACUCCAGACUCUCCUAGUCCUCGCACUGCUGGCUUGGGUAGAAAACGUGCCGCUCCCAUCAACACUUCUGACGCUAGUUAUGGUAGAUUUGAGAGACUCAAACUGAGUACGCCGAGCAGUAUGGCAAGCAAUGAAGCUACAAGAGAUAUCUGUCUCUGCACUCCGGCGCCCAAGAUCCCACGACCUAGGAAUGCUUUCAUACUGUAUCGCCAGCAUCACCAAGCACAAGUUGUCGCUCGCAACCCAAACCUAUCCAACCCUGACAUCUCCAAGAUCAUUGGAGAACAGUGGAAGGACGAGCCGCAAGAAGUCAAAGACAACUGGAAAGCACUGGCAGAUGAAGAAAAGCAACGCCAUCAGCAACAGUACCCUGACUACCGCUAUCAGCCACGACGUGGUAACAAGUCGCAAGGCCUCCGAUCAGGAUCUGUCUCCGCUGAUGAAUCUGGAAGAUGUUUAAAGUGCAACCUCCGGUGCAUUGCAACCCCUUCAACGCCCUCUACACCCUACCCUCCCACACCAGUGGCAAGUGAGGGCAGAGCUCCCCCAUAUCCAUACACACCGGCUUUGCGUGAUCCCGAGGCAGCUCGUCGUGCAAGUUUUGGUAAUCUGGCUAUGAAACAACAACAGGCCUCCAAGCGUUCUCCUUAUCGCGAAGGAGAGGAAUACGGCCCCGAGUCGCCAGAAAUGAAGAGGCGCCGCUACAACACUGCUGUCGGCUAUCACCCGAUAUCAUCGCCAGGGACAAUGGGACGGGCAUUGUCACUUGGAGCGGCUCCUCAGAGACCGUACCCUGUCACGCCUCUGCCCGAGCCGUACUUUACUAGAUCAAAAUCAGGCCCGAUGCCUCCCCCACCUCGACCAGCAGCAGGAGGACCUUGGCCUGGCCAGGAACAUCGAGGCCAGCACCCUUCCUAUGAUGACGAGUCCCUCAGACUUCCCCCACUGCAGACUCAAACUGCCAUGUCUCCCACGAAUACACAAGAGGUUGAUAUUCGACAGCUCCAGACUCCAGUUACGGGGCUUGGAAUAUCGAAUGCUCGAGACCCCCAAGCUAGAAGCGUGGAGGCCAUGGUCAUGUCUAUUCCAUUCACGCGAAAGCUAUCUGUACUUUCUAAGAUAAAUCACACUCCGAUCAGCUCUCUAGGUUCUGGAACCUUGUCUCUCGAGAAAGUCGAGAAUAGAGGGGCUGUCAUUGCUGUAGAGGGGCCGAAACCAAGAAUAUUGAAGCAGGUUGGCUUGCUGGUUGAGAGAGCACUUUCGACCUCUAACGAAAUCGCGCUCAAGACCUGGGGACAGAUGACUGAAGACGAGACCAAAAGCAACGAAACUGGCUCCCAGGAUAACGACGAACCUUCAGACUCGAACCACAACCUUGCAUCAUGUUUUGAAACGAUGAUACAAUGGCACCAGAAGUCACGAGAGAUGGUAAAGCACAUCACCAGCCAAACCGAAUCGCUGCGUGGCUCACAGCGGAAAAGGGACUCGGACUCACCAAUUUCACAACGUGGUUCAUUUGAAGAGGACAACGCCUCCAAAUCAUCACGAGAUGACAACGGUAGUUCAAAGAUACCGGUUGCCCUUAUUAAGGAAGGAUUCAGCCUCACUCUUUCGGACUCGUUCGCCUGUACGAUACCCAUUGCGGACGCCUAUGCACCGAUCGACCAUUGGCAGUGGAUGGCCACCCUCUGGCGCGGUACCAUCAAUCCCGACCUUGUUAUCUACGUGAAACCAAGUCUAGAGGACGAGAUCGCGAAGUGCGGAACGGUCGAUUCAUUCAAGGGGCUCAUGGUUGUCCGUGUUGCGGUGGGUAAAGACUUGGAUGAUGCAACUGAACGACGAAUUGUUUUUGAAGUCAUUGAAUGGGUGCGGGGAGGGAGCUUCAGAGAGAAAGUCGACAAGGGACGCUGAUAUGAUCGAAAUACGAUAAUUCUGAUCUCUUUUUGGAAGUGGGCGAUGAAAAGGAUAUUGCCAAGACUACCUACACCUGGAUCUGAGGAUAAAGCUUACAGCACCGCAUAACCGAUGGGGUUGUUUAUUUGGAGGAAAAAUGUGCUGGUUCAGUUAAUAUCACAUUCCUGUCAAUGAAUGGGAGUAAACAUGUAAAGUUUAGUAGUAGGAGUCCAUGGCGUCAAUACUCUCAGAUCUGUUUGUUUAUUUACAUUCGUUUCCAAUGAUGAUCAUAGUCUGAGCCAAGUCCGGAG
This is a messenger RNA of Fusarium verticillioides 7600, 3603 nucleotides long. RefSeq lists its product as hypothetical. Gene Ontology annotation, molecular function: DNA-binding transcription factor activity, RNA polymerase II-specific; RNA polymerase II cis-regulatory region sequence-specific DNA binding. Gene Ontology annotation, biological process: cell differentiation; anatomical structure morphogenesis; negative regulation of transcription by RNA polymerase II. The transcript has 2 exons. NCBI's taxonomy places the organism in Eukaryota, Fungi, Ascomycota, Sordariomycetes, Hypocreales, Nectriaceae. The record is from RefSeq and is a predicted model, not a curated record. The coding region runs from base 1289 to 3310 and encodes 673 amino acids.